UUGUCGAUAGCGUCCACCACUUUCUGGUAGAUGUCCAAGAGCUCCUUCUCUCGCGGCGUGUUCUCCCGCCUUCUCUGCGCUUUGAGUGCUCGCUCUCGCGUUCGCUCUCGCGCUCGCUCUCGCGCUUCUCGCUCUCGCGCUCGUUGUUCCGGUGUCUUCUUCCUCUCCUCGCGCCUUCUGUGCUUCAAUCGUUUUUUGUUCAACCCCGCAAACCUCCCCUUGGCUCCAUCCCCCGACGCCACCCGUGUUCCUCGCCCAGGCCCACUGCAUCGGCCGCGUGCCCCGUCUCGUGCGCGGGCGGGGUCGGCGUACAGCCCGUCGAAAAGGUUCGUCCUCGAACUUUUUCGGACGGUCUCACCAUUUGUACCGCUAGAGGCUGCUUGCCCGGCUCCUCCCACAGCUGCUGUUUCGCCGGUGUCUCCCACAGCUUCUGCUUCGCCGGUGUCCUGAGGCUGAACAUCAUCAUCAGCCUUGUCGCCGCUCUCUCCGUCAAGUUCGCCGGGGCCGCGAGAGCGGUCGCGGCUUGCGUCUAGUGCGUCGAGAAAACUGUCCUCGCCGCUGGAAUAAAGAAGCUCUGCAGCUCUAGCCUGGUCAUCCUCACCAAACCAAUCUUCCAGCGGAACACCAACACCCGAGCAUACCAGCAUAUUGGUCUCGCUCUCGCUGCUGUCGCCACGGCUGGUGCGGUCAUGUUCUUCUUGCGGGCUGCAGAUCUUCUCGGCAUCAUGAUCACUGCUGUCCGCACCAACAUCUCCCACCUCAAC
Molecule: messenger RNA, 764 nt
Organism: Ectocarpus sp. CCAP 1310/34
Lineage: Eukaryota; Phaeophyceae; Ectocarpales; Ectocarpaceae
Source: the annotation of a GenBank genome assembly